CUCUCUCUUUGUUUUCAAAAUUUAAAAAAUUUCUCCGAAGAGGAGUUGCAGAGCGAAGGGAUGAGCUUUUAGAUAUUUGGGUUUAUCUGUUUUCAUUGAUCUCUUCUCCUCCAUUCGUGUUCCAGAAAGAUUAAUUCUUGGAUGUUAUUGAGGUUGAAUCUUGAUUGAGUAUGGUGGUACCUUUGUGAAACCCUAAUUUGGGACAGAAGGGGUUCUAGAUUUGGAUUUUGCUGCUUGGAAAAUGCUGGUUGAAGAGAGAACAAGUAAUGGUGGUUCUAUAGGCUGCUCUGCGUUGGUUCCUUGUGGGAAUGGUGCUGCCCUUAAUGGACAUACAUUUGGGUCUGAAGGGCUGAAUACUGAUGGGAGCUUUGGGGAGUGCUCGGAGUGUUUGGCUGAUGGUUUACGUACUUACAAGCGGCGGAAACACUUGAGGCUGACUGCAGGUACUAAUCCGCAGGAAAAUGAAAGAGUUUCUUCUGAUACGCCAAGUCAAACGGACCAGUCUGUAAGGAAGUCAAAGGACAUAAUUCUACACAGGAAUUCCUAUGAGCUAGAUGGUUGUUAUAGAGUAGACAUCCCUGUUCUUCUAGAUGGUUCAGAUGAUUGCCCAACUGGGCACUGGAGGGGGAUUGUACUCGAACUCAUCUUACGGUCAUUGAGUGUGAGUGAAGGUGGUAUUCAGAGCUGCAUCCAGGAAGCAGUCAUGUCCAGUUCCUGUAUUAUGUCUAAGAUGAAUUGUGCCUACCCUAAAAUUGCAGGGGGCCAGGAACCUGGUCACUGCCAUGAAAAUAGCCUUAAGAUCAAUUCACAGUUACACAAGGACUCCAAAGUUCCAGACAGAUCUCAGAGUGUUUGGAAGGAGCAUGAGAAUGCUACUUCAAAUGGAUCCCAAAACGAGGCAAACAACCAAGCAGAUGUUCAUCGUGUCACUGACUUAUGCCAGCGUGCUCUCCACAAUGUUAUGGUUUCGGAGAAGUUUGAUUUGCUGUGUAAGUUACUAUGUGAAAGUUUUGAAGGCAUCAAGGUUGAAAGAUUUCUAGAUUUUAGUGUCAUGAACUCUAGGAUAAAAGAUGGGGCUUAUGAACAGUCUCCUGUCCUCUUCUCGACAGACCUUCAACAGAUAUGGCGUAAGAUCCAGAAGAUUGGUAGCGAAAUGGUUUUUCUUUCAAAGGGUCUUUCAGAUAUAUCACAGAACUCCUACAGUGCACUGGUUGGAGGCUCGAUACAUGUCAAUUGCGAAGAAGGGAAAAAUGAGGAGAUCAAUCAUGUUGGUGCUAAACAAAAUGCUGGAAAACGAUUUUCUGUCCCAGAAUCUGACCAUGAAACUAAGCCGAAACAAACAGAGGUACGUGGAUCAGAAAAGAUAAAUAAUUGCAGGCAGUGUGGUGUCAAAGCAGAUGGGAAAAAUCGCCUCGUCUGUGAUUCAUGUGAGGAGGUGUACCAUUUCUCUUGCAUUGAGCCUGCUCUUGAAGAGAUCCCAUCAAGAAGCUGGUAUUGUGCCAACUGCACUGCGAGUGGGAUUGAAUCUCCACAUGAGAAUUGUGCUGUAUGUGAGAGGCUCAAUGAUGCCAGGACCCAAACCAAUGGAAGUGGGGAGACACUUCCAAUGGAAGAAGACAUGCUGAGUGAUUUGGAAGAGAGUUCAGAUUGUAGUAUGAAAGCUGAAGAUGGGCUUGAGUCAUGCAAUGGAAACAGAAGACUGCGCUAUUGCAAAUUGUGUGAAAUUGGGGAAGAGGAUAGCCGGAGGUUACGAGUAUGUGGACAUCCCCACUGCCCUAACAAAUACUACCAUCUCAGAUGCUUGACAACUGAGCAGUUAAAAUCCUAUGGGCCCCGUUGGUACUGCCCUUCUUGUCUUUGUAGAGCUUGUCUCACUGAUAAGGAUGAUGACAAAAUUGUACUCUGUGAUGGCUGUGAUCUUGCUUACCACAUUUAUUGUAUGGAACCACCUCGUACUUCAAUUCCAAGGGGAAAAUGGUUUUGCAGCCAAUGUGGUGCUGGGUUCAAAGCGAUAAACAACGCAAAGAGGGCAUAUGAGGAGAAACAGCAGAGGAAGCAAGUAGGUGAAUCGAAUGAAGCAGUUGGAUCAGUGGAUAUGCUGUUAAAUGCUGCUGAGAAGCUGAAAUGUGAGGAGAAGUUAGCUGCUACCAGGAAGAACAGAUAGGUAGACCAGAGUUUCCUAGAAGGAAGAAAAAGGAAAAGUGAAAGAAAGUAGAGCUUGUUCUAUUAUUCAAGAUGGUGAAGGUGGUUGUGUAUCAACAUCUUUAUCUGGCUGUUGUGUAGCUCAUAGUUUGAUGUGAUGGGCUGCUGCUUGAGCAUAAUUAUAGUUGACAAUCAUUCUUGUUGGAGAGAAGGGACAAGAGCUAUUCUCAUUAAGAGGGGGUUGGUGGGGGACUAGAGCCGUGAAAAUUUCUAUUACUUGCCUGAGUGCAAUGGUAAGUACAGCUUUCUAACAGAUGUAAGUAGAAGGCUGGCUGGUGAAUUGUUGUAAAAUUAAGAAUUUGUUUUCAAAAUAACUUGUUACUUUGUAAUCAAAAUUCAAAGAUGUUUUUGAGAUGAAAUCUUGUUGAUCUCAGUUGGUCGUUUAAUUUCUCUAA
Molecule: messenger RNA, 2597 nt
Organism: Telopea speciosissima
Lineage: Eukaryota; Viridiplantae; Streptophyta; Magnoliopsida; Proteales; Proteaceae
Product: PHD finger protein EHD3
Exons: 7
Coding region: 242-2164 (640 amino acids)
Source: RefSeq, a predicted model, not a curated record